This is a messenger RNA of Benincasa hispida (wax gourd), 2031 nucleotides long. Its product is annotated as cytochrome P450 77A3-like. Gene Ontology annotation, molecular function: oxidoreductase activity, acting on paired donors, with incorporation or reduction of molecular oxygen; heme binding; monooxygenase activity. Lineage: Eukaryota; Viridiplantae; Streptophyta; Magnoliopsida; Cucurbitales; Cucurbitaceae. The record is from RefSeq and is a predicted model, not a curated record.
UAAUAAGAAACCAAAAUGAUAUUUUAAUCUUCUAAUAAUAAGAGCAUGAUAAAUACUCGUGGUGCUUAAUGCAGUUCUAUAAAUUUCCCUCUAAAAAUUGCUCCUUCUGUCCUUCGCCUUUCUCAUUCCUCUGCUGUGAUAAACCUUCCUUCAUCCUUCAUCCUUCAUCCAACGCAACAAUGGCGUCUUCUUCUUCUUCUUCUUCUUCUUCCUUCUCCGAUCACUACCUCCAAAUUUUCUUCUCACUUAUGGCCUUCGCCCUCUCUGCAUUCAUCUUCUUCCUCACCCAAAAACGCACCUCUAAGCCACGACUCAAUCUCCCGCCGGGACCCCGCGGCUGGCCGGUCGUCGGAAACCUCUUCCAGGUCGCUCGCUCUGGCAAGCAUUUCUUCGAAUACGUUGAAGACACCCGCCAGAUUUACGGCCCAAUCUUCACUCUCCAGAUGGGCUCUCGCACCACGAUCAUCUUGUCCGGCGCCGACCUCAUUCACGAAGCCUUAAUCAAGCGCGGCCCUACUUUCGCCAGCCGCCCCGCUGAGAAUCCCACUCGAAUCAUCUUCAGCAACAACAAGUUCUCCGUCAACGCCGCCGUCUACGGCUCCAUCUGGCGCUCCCUCCGCCGAAACAUGGUCGAGAACAUGCUCUCAUCUAGCCGUUUGAAGGAAUUUCGCGACGUCAGAAAAAACGCCAUGGAUAAGCUUGUUCAACGCAUUCGAACAGACGCCGCCGCCAACGGCGGUGCCGUUUGGGUAUUGAAGAAUGCUCGAUUCGCUGUGUUCUGUAUUCUCUUGGCGAUGUGCUUUGGAUUAGAAAUGGACGAGGAAUCGGUUGAGAAAAUGGAUCAAGUUCUUAAAACUGUUCUGAUCACCGUCGAUCCGAGAAUCGACGAUUUUCUCCCGAUUUUGAGGCCGUUCUUCGCCAAGCAUUGGAAACGCGCCAUGGAAGUCAGAACAGAGCAAAUCGAAUUCGUCGUACAGUUCAUCAAUCGAAGGAAAAGAGCAAUUCAAAAUCCAGGUUCAGACAUUAACGCAACUUCAUUUUCGUACCUCGAUACGCUCUUUGAUCUCAAGGUCGACGGCCGGAAAUCUUCCCCGACGGACGCCGAAUUAGUCACUCUCUGUUCCGAAUUCCUCAACGGCGGCACCGACACGACGGCGGCCGCCAUCGAAUGGGGAAUCGCAGAGCUAAUCAUAAACCCUAGCAUUCAGAAAAAACUACACGAAGAAAUCAAGCAAUUAGUAGGCGAUAGAAAAGUAGACGAAUGUGACAUUGAGAAAUUGCCUUAUCUUCAAGCGGUAGUGAAGGAAUUGCUGAGAAAGCAUCCGCCGACGUACUUUACGCUGACACAUUCGGCUACCGAAACGACAAAAUUGGCCGGAUACGACAUUCCGAAGGAGGCGAGUGUGGAGGUUUAUUUGGCCGGGAUCAGCAACGAUCCGAAACUGUGGAAGAAUCCGGAGAAAUUUGAGCCGGAGAGAUUCAUGUCCGGCGUGGAAGAGGUGGAUAUGACGGGGAUUAAAGGAAUGAAAAUGAUUCCGUUCGGAGUUGGACGGAGAAUUUGCCCUGGUUUGGGAAUGGCGACGAUUCACGUUCAUCUGAUGCUGGCGAGGUUGGUUCAGGAAUUUGAAUGGAGUUCAUAUCCGCCGAACAGUAAAUUGGAUCUCACGAAGAAGUAUGAAUUUACAGUUGUGAUGAAGAAUUCUCUCAGAGCGAUUGCCACAACCAGAGCUUGAAGAAGUAGAAGAAAGGUUUAUUGUUCUUGAUGGUUACGUUUCCUUUUACUAGAAAUUAUUGAAUUAAUAUAUUUUCCUUUUUCGUAAGCUAUUUUUGCUGAUUAUCAAAUUAUAUCCGCUAUUUUCUUAUAUUUUAACUCUUAAAAAAAAAAAAUUGUUAUAUUUUAACUCUUAGAUUAUUUAUAGAUGUUGUUGGCCCCUUAUAAAAUUGUAUGUUGGAUUCAUCUUUGUCAUGAACUACGACGUUUUGCAGCCUUUUGGCUAGGAUGUUUAUAUACACGGAUGAAUUAUUUAUUUA